Messenger RNA from Cloeon dipterum, 1163 nucleotides. RefSeq names its product ribonuclease P protein subunit p40-like. Gene Ontology annotation, biological process: tRNA 3'-end processing; endonucleolytic cleavage in ITS1 to separate SSU-rRNA from 5.8S rRNA and LSU-rRNA from tricistronic rRNA transcript (SSU-rRNA, 5.8S rRNA, LSU-rRNA); tRNA 5'-leader removal. The coding region runs from base 66 to 1145 and encodes 359 amino acids. NCBI's taxonomy places the organism in Eukaryota, Metazoa, Arthropoda, Insecta, Ephemeroptera, Baetidae. The record is from RefSeq and is a predicted model, not a curated record. The transcript has 7 exons. Gene Ontology annotation, cellular component: ribonuclease MRP complex; multimeric ribonuclease P complex. Gene Ontology annotation, molecular function: ribonuclease MRP activity; ribonuclease P activity.
AACAGACAGCCCAUGUGUUUGAAGUGUUUGAGCUGAAUUUGAACAAAUAAAAAAUAUAAGCAAGGAUGCUUGCUCCUGAAGUAUGGAACUUCAAGCCGCCCUCAGUUGCGCUCCAGAUUGAGAAGGACAAUUUGAAACGAUCGAAGCAUUUCGUGGAAGCUUGUAUUGCAGAUCAUCAUUUUAACCAUGGGGUUACUCUAAUUUCACCAUCGAACAACAAACUUCCUGGGAAUUUGACGUCUGGUCCGUAUUCAGAUUACUACAAAAUUUCUGACCUGCCAGUUGUUGAGUUAAUCAGGCCAGACUUUCUGCAUAAUUUUAUCCAGAAUGGUAAAGUGUCAAUGAUGAGUGUCGGCACAAAAAUCGACUGUGACAACUGUGUGAACAUCUCACCAGCAGGAAUGCUAAUCAUGUCUUUAGAAAAAGUGUCUUACGAAAGAUUGGGACUUGAAGGGAAGCCCUCGUUUUUCUGCAGAUUAAAGCCGCCCUCAAGAUACAUUGUCAAAAUUGAUCUGGCAGCCGAGUGCUUCAAGCCAAAGAAAAAAAAUUACGAGCGGGUCUUUAAAUGCUUAAUGCACAACCUCAAACUCAAAAUGGACUUUGCUGUUGCAUGGGAUCCUUCAGAUACAAGUGUCUGUACAUCAUCAAUAGCAGCUUAUUUUGAUAGUCUUGGCUAUAAAGUUAAGACUGGAAACAAAGCUAACAACGUGAGACAAAUGAUGGAAGUUCCCGUGCCUAAUGAUCUUUUGAAUGUUGAGAGCGAGGAAAUCGUUGGCUGGCUUGGUGCUGUUGUAACCGAUUGUGACGUCGCAAAAUGGUUUGAUUGUUCGAAAGAACUGCUUCAAGAGAAUGAUACAACAGAUCUUCCAGUCCGCGUGUACCAGUGGACUGGCUUUCACACCAGCCAGCAGAUGACUUUAUUUAUCACGGACGUCAUACACCACGUAAGAAAUCAGAACGAAAUUCCUUGGAUUGCGGUGCACGUGCAAGGCUUUGAAGACAGUGUCGUCACGUGGAAAACAAAUGAAAACCAUUUCCAUCAAUCUGCUGAGAAUUCCUACACGUUAAUCAUUGACCCAACAGAGCAAUAUCUAUUGUUCAAAACGCUAGGAGCGAACAGGAAAGCGAAAACUCAUUCAAAAUAAAGUUUUUUUGAUAGUUAA